AUGCCCUCGAAUGUCGCCGGGCCGUGGACUUUCUCGGCUCCGCGGUCCAGCAUCUUCUCUGGUUGAAUAGCGGCGACGUAUCGCAUUCCGGACGCCUAUGUUGAAUCCCGGCCAGUCCACUUUGGACUUGGACGCCGGUUUCGCUGCCUGAACGCCGUUCGCGAGUGUUGACCGCCGGAACAUUGCGGAUCCUAACCGUUGGGAUGGAGACGGAGAUGUAGGACCCCCGGAUGGAUGCUCGCCGGGCACCACCGGUAAACCUAGCACCAUUCGCGACCGGUAAAGCCGGAGAGAGAGAGAGAGAGGGUCAAAGCUUACCACUAGUAAAACAAAUACAAAAGGGCAAAAAUGAAAAAGAUCUGGAAAAGGGAGAAAUAUUCGGGGAUAAACUGGGAGCCGGGUAGAUCAAUCUAUACCGAAGUAUUUACAUGAACCGGAGGGGUUGGUUUCAUUUAAGAGGAAUGAUGGACAGAAGAAGAGCCCCAGUGAAUGAGAACCCGUGCAUGCUAUCCUGGGUCACUGCGUCCGUAAUAAAUUAACAAAUUGACGGCCGUGUAGUCGGUUCAAAGGCCCGAUAAAAAAAGAAUCGGCAAAGGGCCCGUCAACUUUUGACGGGGACGUUUCUUUUUCGUACUAUGAAUGUAGUACUCCACUUUGACCGUCGUCGGCAACUGAUAAUUUCGGAUAGUGACGUGUCUGUUAUGUGACUUACUCAUUGUAUAUUAAAUCAUAUAAAUUUAAAAUUUAUAAAACUAGAAAGUAUUAAUUUUAGAACUUUUAGAAUUAUAUCCACAAAAAUAAAUAAACGGCUCCAAAGCUAGUAGAAAAAUUUCAAAUUGAUCAUAAUGGUGUAACAUAAUGUUAAGAAAAAAUUAAUAAUUUUUAUUAAAUAAUAUGUUUUAAUAUGAUUUUUGAACUAAAAUAUUAUAAGAAAAUCCUUUUAAAAUUUAGAUAAAGAAGAAAAUUCGUGCGCUUACUUCAGGCAUUAGUCACUACCGCUCGAAUGCUGAUUUUGGAGAAAUGGAGUUCUGCUCAAUAAUUAUUGUGUAAGUGAUUUCAAAAGUUUAGGUCAAUGUGAUCUAAAUUUGUAAGCACCAAAUGAAUUGUAAUGAACUAAAAAAUAGUUUUCAAACUUAAAUUUAAGCAGACGAUUGUUAAUCUAAAGAUUAAAUGAGUUUCAAUAAGGAAAAUAAAGUAAUGACAUCGCAAUAGUGAUCGUCUAAAUUUUCGAUGUUCAAAAGGUUUCUUAAUAAUGUCAAUGGUCUCAAAGGUUAUCUUUAAAUGCGCACAAUGUGAGCACUCUCUCGAUUUUCAUGCAAAGUCCAAGAAGCAAAGAUAAGUGGUGGUAAAGUUUCUCUCAUGACUGUCACCUAUAGAGUUGAGCUUGAUGGAGGUGGAGCAUGUAUUAGGGAGCUUCAUCUUUAGGUCCUCAAAGUGAGAUGAGGCUCUUGAUUACAUUCAAAACACUCUAUGGAGAUUACAACAAAUCUCUUAACGGAUUCUUUUGCCGUUAACAAUGGCUUAUUUGUUGACCAACAUGUAAUGAUUUUCCUUUAAUAAUUCAUGAUUUUGCUAUCUAGAAUCUUUAUUUAGUUGCUAAAGAUAAUCAUUGAUUAUAACUAAUGAAAAUUUUGUCAAUGAUUGACAAAAUCUAUCUAGUACUUGUUAUGUUAACUAUUUCUUUACUGAAAUAUUACAUAGUUAAAAUAGAAGAAAACAUAAAUUUUGACAUCGAUGAGAUUCGAACCUCUACUGAUCACUUGGUUACAUAAGUAAUGGUAAAAAACAUUCACUUAUACCAUUGAAAUAGUGAAAAUAUGAGAGUUUAACCUUCUCUUUAUAUAUGGGCAUUUUUGGCAUUAUCUUAGCCAACAAGAAUAGCUGAUAAUUUAGUCCCACAUUAAUUGUUUCAAAGAGUUUUGGAUGUAUAUAAGUUUGGGUGCUCUUAUACAUACAAGUUCCUUUUCCCAUAAACAAAAUGGCUAGAACCAUCUAGGGGAAGGCUAAAUCGGGUGGUCCACCCACAAGUACACACGUGUGAUGAGAUUAUACCUUGCCCCCAUACACCAAUUUGACUCAAGUGAUGUGGAAGGUGAGUGACACACUUUAUAUGGGUUCCUUGAGCCACUUGAGUCCAGCUCACGGUUUCGUUCAAUUUGGGUCUACCCCCUUGAGCACAAUGCCCUUUGGGUCAAUUAUUGACUACCAAUUGGCGAGCAAGUUGCCCCAUUUUUAAUAUGUAUUUAUUUAUUUUAUUUUUCUUUAUUUAAAUAUGAAAACAUGAAUAUAAAAAUCACAUAAUUAAAGAUAAAUUCAUAAUAAUGUAAAAACUAUUUUUCUCAAUUUAAAGUAAAUUAAGUUAUUUUUCAUGAGUUAAUGUAUAAAAUAUAUUAUUAAACUAACUAUCAAACUCAUGAUAAUAAAUACUUAUUACACCUGCUAACUUGGAUCAUUACUAGCGACUUAGCAAUGUUUUAUCAUUAAAUCAUUCCUUCAAAACAUGUAUUCUAAUUUUUUCCUUAAAAACUCAUUCUUAAAUCUUAAAUCACAGCCAUUAUAAAAGGUAAAAUCAUUAACUCUACAAUCCUUGAAUAUAAGUAGCACCAUUAUACCCCAAAAUGAAUACUCACAUUUUAAUGUUAGAAAGAAUUGUUUAAAGUUGAUGAAUCAUCACAUGGUUCAAAAUCACAAGAUACAAUUUGAAAAGAGUUAUAGAUCUUUGUGUUUUACACUCCUCGAAAUGACAUACUUGAUCUAAUUUAGCCUUGUUUAUGAAUUCAGCCUUCCUCUAAUUCGUAGUCAUCCUCCCCCUAUUUGUCUUAAAUAACCAUCUAGUACCUAGAUUCAUCAUCCAAUCCACAUUCUAACUUUUGGUCAUGGGUUUGAAGAUUACAUCUCCUCUCUAAUUGGUUUGCAUGGGAUUACAAGUAGAAGAUAGAAUAUGAGAAUUAAUUUUCACUUCCCCUUUUUAUGACAUAUUUUUGUCCUCUUCUUUUCUUUUUCUUUGUUCUUCUCUUUGUCUAUGUCCACUAUCUAAGAAUCUACGUGUUAUUACACUCUACUAGAGCAAUUGUUCAACAAAUGUACUGUUGAUUAUUGGGCUCAACCCAUUGAGAAUUUCACCUCAAAACUCUUUUCUAAAUUUACAGCUCUAGAAGGUCAAUAGUUUAUUACAAGCUUCAACUCUUUUGAAUGAUUAAACAUCAAUUUAAUCAUUAUUUUUUCCCCAAAAGUAUUAUAUAGUAUUUCACCAUGUAUUAUUUUUGGAUGAAGGCAUUGACUUAGGACAAGUUUGGAAACUUGAUGCAGAAGAUGAUGGUAAAGACACAAUUCUUGCUAUCCUCUUCCUAUAAGGAAGUUGACUGGAUGUAAAAAAAGUUAUUGGCUUAAAUUGAAUUCCUUGACUCAUCUUCUUGUUUUUUCACUAGCAAAGAAAAGCUCUUGAAUCCACAUAGAAUGUUUUUUGUAAAAUGCCAACAAGAAUUUUGAGAUGGUCAAAAGUGAUGAAUUAGAACACAUUAACUACUGAAGAGGUGUUAAUUUAUAAAGAGACUUCAUUGAAAAACUCUCAUAUUGUCUUUAGUUGCAAUAUAUUUAAAUUCUAAAGCUAUUUAAAUAUUUAAAUGACUGAAAGGUAAUAAUACAUGAACUAUAGACUUCAAAUAUCCUCUGAAAUAAAUCAAUACAUGCUACCACUAAAUACAAAAAUAUAUUUUUGAAGCUUAUCAAUUUGACUAAGUCCAAUAAAGAUUAGUUAACAUCAAAAUAUAAUUGAUAAUAAAUCUCAAAAUAAACUAAUGAGUUAAGAAUCAAAAUUUAUCCAAAUAAUCUCAAACGUAUUUUGAUCAUCUAGUAGACACAUUGAUCAUGAUCUCCAAAUAGAAAAUCAUAACUUCAAUGUUGUAAAAUAUUUAAAAUUAUUUUCAAAGUGAUAUUUAUUAAAAUUCAUAAAUAGUUGACUAGUAGUUGUUUGAUUCCAAUUCAAUAGAUUAAUUUGAUAUCCAGACUAUAUGAAAGUAAUGAUUUCUAAACAUGGGUAUUUGGUGUACUAAGUUAACUUUUAUACAGAUUUUAUCUCAUUAAUUCUCUCUGAUUAUGGAGGGCUAAUCAUUACUUUCCCACAUUCACAGUUUCUAUAAAUAUUAUGAAACAAUAAUUUCAAGUGGUAAAAUCUACUAAAUUUGGGAAUUAAAUAUUAUGAGAUUCACAUGCAUUGUUUGGGUUACUAUUUGAAUAUUUUUUAUUAAUACUCUAAAUUCAUUCUGAGUUUAUAUUCAUUUACAUAUAAACUCAUACAUAAAUAAUAGUUAUUUAUAAAUUAAGCACAUAGAUGUUAAAUAUAAAUUAAUAUUUUAAUUUAUCUCGUAGGUGUAUGUCAUUAUCAAAAUAUUAUAUAUUUAAUAUUCUAACAUAUUUAUUUCAAUGAGCCAAGAUAGAUAAUUCUAAGCCCAUCUCCACACCCAUUAAUACAUUAUUAAUACAUGUAAAUAUUAAUACUAUUUCCAACCAUGUAUAAUUUUAUUUAUAUAGAAGACAUGUGGAGGUUUUCAGGACCUUAAUAUUUUUCAUUCAUAUAUUGAAUUUGUAGUUAAUUGGACAUGUCAGUUCAUGUACGACCUACAGAUAAAUUAUCAAAUACAACAUGUAUUCUCUAAAGAAAGUUAUCAAACAUAGUUUACUUUGAUGGUACUUUAGUCUUUAACUUGGUACUUUAAAUAGUGCAAGUUAAGUUGGGUUUUGAUAGCGUUCAAUGAACCACAAACAAGUACCUUAUUUUCUUAAGGUACAACUUAUGUCAUUAAGAUGUAAGAAGUAUGUCCAAGUCUUAGAUCUGGCACCAAAGUAUAACACAAAGAUAGUUGCAGAUCACAUUAUAAAGUUAAUUUGGAUGUGUUCAUUUCUACAUUGACUUCAUAUUUUAUGUGUGAGUAACUGGUAUCAAAACAAAUCCUAGUAUUCUUGGUCUCCACAAAGGACUAAGAAGCAAAUAUUCUUACUAAAAGACUCUCAAGUAGUCUCUUCUUGAGAGAUCAUCACAAUAUGAUAUAUUAACUUGGUUUGAUUGGGUGUUGAUGCAGGACGGGACGAGAACUCUUGUACAUGAAACUCAAGACCCGUGAUGGGGCAGUCGGACCGAUCUGAUAAGAAUGUAUGGAUCCUAGACUCUAGGUCUGACCACCUAACCUAAGUACAGGCAGGCGUACCAAUAUGUACUAUCAACCUAGGACAACCCGGGAAACACUCGACAAUGGUAAGUGUGAGACCCUCUCGGUCUACAUCUGGACAGACGGCGGAACGGUUGUCGUGAAGUAGCCUAGGGCUGUAGCUCACAAACGGUGACGAGUCUGACGCAGCGUCAGAAGUCACGAUCCUAUAACCCGUCCUAUCCUAUCUACGUUCUCUAGAUGGCAGUGGAAAUGAGCCGAGAAAACCCUUCGAAAGAUAAUUAAACUUAAGUAAGAAGGGGGUACGGAGCUAACCUUCGGGGCUGCAUAGCCUGGUGGGUCGUGAUGGAGCAGAGACUCGACGUAAGUAGAGACGUCUGGUGAAGAGCGAUGCUCAGCGUCGACGAUUGGUCCUGGUCGAGAGCCGUAGUAGUCGUCGUCGUAAGGCGUGGUGUGGUCGGCGUGGGCGUGGGCCCACUGGUGGGCUGAAGGGCACGCUAGCGAGAGCGCACGGCAAGCUGCGUAGUGUGCCUUGGGCAUGUGGGCAGUGGCGCCAGGUGGGUGUGCAGGCCGUAAGAGCCGGCGCAGGGGGCACGUGCAGCGGCGGCGCUUCGGCGGGAAUGCCGAGCAUCGGUGGUUGGGCGAAAGCCCAACCGUCGCCGGAAGGAUCGGCCUUCUCUGGCAGCGUCAGGAAGUGGAGCAGAGGAAGGAGACGAUCCCGGCCGACGAUACCAAGGAGGGUUGAGCCCUCCUGGUCUAGGCGGCGCCGGAAACGGCGCGACGGCAGCAGAUCGUCGGGAAACUCCAGCGAGGGCCUGUGCAGAGCUUGGACUAGAUCUGGCUCAUCAGCACGGCUGCAGGGUCUCUCUUGACGUCAGCGGCAGGUAGGCGUUCGUUGGCGAACAGCCAGCGACUAGGCGGAGUGGCGGAUGGUGGCUCCGGCGAGUUUAUGGUGGAGUUCCAAAGGAAGAGGGGGUAGUCGAACUAGGAGUCAAUAGACUCCGGUGGAGUGCUCGGCGACGGCUUGUAAGGAGGCGAAGCAAGCCCCUUUCGUCACAACGGUGUGACAGGGUUCCAACAGAGGUGGCGGCGGUUGCAGCAGCAACCGCGACUGUUUCAUCCAGUGAAGGCAGCGAUCUCACAGGCGGCAAUGAAGAUGUCCGGUGGUGACAGUUGGUCUCAGGCGGUGGCGGGACUUCUUAGGCAGCAGCGUCACGAUGAACGAAGUCCUUAAAGGGUAUCGACGGCCUUCCUCUCCCUCCUUCCCUCCCUAUCCUAGGUCACGAUGAAGGUAACUCACAAACGAUAAUCUCUCACAAAAUUCGGCGCUUCUUGUUGAGGGGGGGUCCUACCUCCCCUUAUAUAGGGCCCACAAGUGGGCUAAGUGGAGGGGGGGCCACUUGAGGCCCUCAAGCCCAUAAGCCACAAAAAGGCUACAAAAGGGCUUAUUGGGCCUCUAAAAGAGAGAUCCAAUAAGCUCCCCUAAAAGGAGAAAGAGGAGGGCCCUCAUACGGUGCUUAAGUGGGCCUCAAAUGAAGACCUAAAUAAGCCCCAAAAGAGGCCCAAAAGGAAAGACACAUAGGUCCCCCCCCUUAGAGUUUUAAUUGGGCCUGAAAAGAGAGACCCAAUUAAACCAUAAAGAAAGGGAGACACAAACAACAACAUACACAUAGAAUUGGGCCCGCUAACACAAACGCGAGGCCCAACAAGUGUGAAAAUACAAAGAAAGAUAAGGGUGAGCUCGAGCUUGUCGUCGUCGCAGAGGUGGAAUGUCAUCGUCCCGAAGGGCUAGGCCGUGUAGCGAAAGCCAAGCUCCUUUGUCUUCGUGCGUCGAUCGGGCUGAACUCGAACUGCCGGUGUCUCCUGAGCUGAUGGAGAUGGGUCCCACUCACCAUCAAUCCUCUCGGGGUCGAAAGAACUUGACUCCGACAAGUUGGCAAGUGAGGAAGGCAAGGGCUCCAGCAGGUCUGGUCGUAGUCGCUCCAGGUCCGCCUCCAAAAUCCAAGCAUCGUCCUCCGACGGGCGACCCUGCCAACGUACUAGGAAUCUCUGUGAAACUCUAUCCCCUGUAAAGUCAAUUACCUCUUGAAGAAUCUCCUUGACUCGCUUGUGCCAAUCAGGAGGUAAAAUGGGGGAAGUGGACUCCAUGGCAAACUCUCUCACAAAGAAGGGGCCGAUAGAUGAGGGCUCGAUGUCAGAUGAAAGAGGUGGGGCUUGGUGCUACGCCAGAUCCGCCACGUUGAACAUGGAGCUAAUCCCCCACGAAGGAGGGAUGUCGACGGCAUAGGCAUUCUGGCCUAUCUAGGAAAGAACACGAAACGGGCCGGCGCUACGAGCGUGAAGCUUCGUAGCAGAGCUAGGAGCGUAACGUUUGGGCCUCAUCCUCACCAUAACUUGGUCUCCCACCUGGAAGAUCCGGGGUCGACGAUGCAUAUCGGCAGCCUGCUUGUACAAUGCAUUCUGACUCUGUAUCCUAUCGUGGAUGUCUUGAUGCAACUGACUAACAUGUUGGGCGAAUGCGACACCAUGCUCAGAAACUCUAACAUGAGGGUCCAAGGGUACUAGAUCUAGGGGCUUGCGGGGUGCUAAGCCCUGUGCGAUCUCGAAAGGGCUCAUGCCAGUGGUACAGUUGGUCGAGGAGUUAUAGGCAAACUCGGCGCAUGGUAUGAUCAAAUCUCAAGUGGUUAAGCUCUUGCCGACUAAUGACUGAAGUAGAUUCCCUAAGCUACAAUUGACAACCUCGGUCUGGCCAUCAGUCUAUGGAUGGUAAGUAGUAGAGAACUUGAGCUUAGUCCCAAGUAAGUUCUAAAGAGUCCUCCAGAAGUGGCUGGUAAACUGUAUGUCAUGGUCUAAGACUAUAGACUUGGGUAGUCCAUGAAGGUGCACAAUCUCUCUAAAGUAGAGGCUAGCAACCUUGGAGGCGUCGGAGGUUUUCGAACAUGACACGAAGUGUGCCAUCUUUGAAAACCUAUCGACAACCACCAUGAUCAAGUCGUGUCGUCGUGCAGUGCGUGGGAGUCCCAAAACGAAGUCCAUGCUGACAUCGUCCCAUGGGCGGGUCCGCACUGGAAGUGGCAUGUAGAGUCUAACAUUCUUCUUUACUUGCUUGGCAAGUGCGCACACUCGACACUGAGCGACGAUGUUCCCUACAUCACGCUUGAGGGUCGGCCAGUAGAACUGGUACUCAACUGCUACGAUGGUCUUAUUGCGACUGAAAUGGCCGAAUAGACCUCUUGUGUGACAUUUCCAAGUGAGGAAGUCACGGAGGGAUGUGCAUGGAACACACAAUCUGCUCCUAAAGAACAAACAUCUGUUGACCACAAGGAAGUCCUUAUGAUCUCGGGAUGGACCAUCCAAGAGUGCUCGUAGAACGUGGCCGAAGUCCGGGCAAUCUGCAUAAGAAUUCGGUAGGGACUCAAAUCCUAUCACCUGAACCUUCACGAGGUUCAGCAAGUAGACUCGUCGACUGAGGCAUUUGCCAUCACGUUCUCCUUGCCCUUCUUGUGGCGAAGGAUGAAGGUGAAGUCCUACAAGUACUCGACCCAUUGUGCGUGUUGAUUGCUCAACUUCCACUGAAAGUGCAGAUACUUCAAGGCCUCAUGGUUCGAGAAGAGCACAAACUCCUUAUAAAGGAGGUAAUGACGCCAGUGUUUGAGAGCCUAAAUGUCGGCAUAGAACUCACGAUCGUAAGUGGAGUAUCUAAGUCUCACGUCAUUUAGCUUCUCACUGAAGUACACUAUGGGAUUGCCUUCCUAGCUAAGGACACCCCUAAUACUGACACCCGAGGCGUCACAGGCGACCUCAAAUACCUUGCCAAAAGUCGGGUAGGCGAAGUAUCGGUGCCUAAGUGAUAAGAGCCUUCACUCGAUCGAAGGCCUGUUCAGCUGCCUCUGUCCAAAGGAAGGUCUCCUUCUUGAGGCAAUCAGUAAGUAGAGCGGUAACAGAACUAAAGUCCCAAAUGAAGCAACGGUAGAAUGUCGCUAGUCCAAUGAAGCUCCGGAUGUUGUGCAUGCUACAUGGCCGUGGCCAGGUGACUAUCGCGCGGACCUUUUCGGGGUCUGUGGAAACUCCUCACUUAGAGACGACAAAACCAAGGAACGUAACCUCAGAAGUGAAGAAACUACACUUCUUAGGAUGGGCAUAAAGCUUCUCCUAUCAAAGUGCCUCAAACACCUAUCAUAAGUGCUGGAGUGGGAAUCUCGGGUACCGCUGUAGAUCAAGAUGUUGUUGAAGUAUACUACAAUGAACUUGCCAAUGAAUGGGUGUAAAACCUCGUUCAUUAGCCUCUAGAAUGUACUGGGCGCGUUGGAGAGGCCAAAUGGCAUGACCCUCCACUCGUACAGGCCCUCCUUGAUCUUGAAGGUGGUCUUCCACUCGUCCCCUAGACGUAUCAUGACCUAAUGAUAACCAUUGCGUAGAUCUAUCUUUGAAAAGAUAGUGGCUUCUAUCAUCAUGUCAAAUAAGUCCUAUAAUCGCGGGAUCAGAAAACGGUAUUUAACCGUUAUCCUAUUGAUCACGCGACUGUUGCAGCACAUGCGCCAAGUGCCAUCCUUCUUCGGCGCUAGUAAUGCAAGCACGGCAUAGGGACUAAGGCUCAGUUGGAUGAGUCCCUUGUCCAAAAGCUCUUGUACCUAUCAGCUAAGCUCCUCAUACUUGGCCAACUCCAUGCGAUAGUGCGGCAGGUUUGGGAGUGAUGCUCCGAGAACCAAGUCGAUAGCAUGCUGAAUGUGCCUCAAUGGAGGCAGCUCUCUGGAAAGCUCCUCUAUGAGUACAUCGGCGUACUCCGAUAAUAUACAUUCGACUUCUGGAGAAGGCGGGGUAAGGGUCGUGUCGUCUCGCGUAUCCAAAGUGAGAGCGAAGCACGUCAGGGAUCCAUCUAUGUCCGACGUGAUCUCGUGCUGAAAGGCAAGUCCCUUCAUCACGAUUAACCCAAUAUGUGACUUAGGGUCACGCUUCGGCGCAGGCUUGUUGAUAUGCGGAUACCAAACAAGUCGGCGAUCUCGAUACAUGAAAGAGCAAGUGUUUGAUGCCAUCGAUUUUCAUCAGAAGGACAUCACACAAGAUGUGCUCAUCAUAGGUGCUCACCCUAAGUGGCACUUGGCACUGUCAACAAAUGGGUAGUGCGGUGGCGUCUAUCCACAAUACGUCGUAAGGGGCUGGAUGAUUGAUAGUACUCAGCCCUGCCCUCUAGAAGACUUAGUCUGACACGGCAUUGACGCAACUGCCACUGUCCACGAUCACCUUGCACGCGUGUCCGUUGAUCUUCACAUAGGUGUAGAAGAUCGACGUGCGAAAGGAAUCGUCUGUCGUAGGCAAAGAUGUGGGCAUAGUCGUCCUCGGUGCCGAGGUGAUCUCUCUAGCUGCCGUGGUGUCAGGCUGUGGUGCAGGAACCGCGUCUCGAGAUGGACACUGGACAGCGAUGCUGACCAAUCUCCUCAAUGAAGUGCUCGUCAAUGAGGUAGCGAGAGAGGCAGCCUCAGUUGCUGGUGCGGUGGCUGGCCGGAUCUGGAUGUAGCCAAUUAAAUUAGGAGUGUCAUCACACUCCUCGGCCAAACCCUCGUUAGCAAUGUAGACAUCAUCGCCUACAGGGACGUCAUCCUCAUGUGAACCUCUACCCAAUUCUUCGAUCUCUAUGAGGAGAUUUAAAGAUGGGCAUUGGCUCAUCCGGUGCACCUUACCCUUACACUUGCAACAAGUGAUAUGGGCUUGGGACGCGGCCGUAGCACGAUCGGAUGCGUCAGCUGGUGGCGGACGUGGGGGUGGUGCAGACCCUACUGAUGUCGCCGGUGUAGUCUGUCCGUUCCCUACGCUAGUACGCAUCGGUGCUGUCAUCGGUGUCUGUGCAGAUCGCGUGGACGCGAUCUUCGUGGUGAUCGGAGGUGGGGUGAACUAUGUGUCUUCGGCGGGUCGCUCCAUAUGCUCUACUAUGCGAUAGGCCUCAUCUACUUCAAACGGGUUGCCUUUCAGCACCUUGUUCCGAAGCUGCGAACUAAGUCCGUCGGUGAAAAUGCCCAAAACCACACGUGAAUCCUCGACAAAGCAUUACCUCAUGCGGCACUCCUCAAAAGCCUGAAUAUAGUCUCGGAUAGGCAUCUUGCCCUAUCGGAGGUCUAACCAAUUGAGGAACAGCAUCGACUCGUAUUGUCGAGGAACAUACUUGUUCCUCAAGCGUGAUGUCAUAUCAACCCAUGGUGUGAUGGGCUGCCCUUGUCAGUGUGCCGUGUAGCUCUUGUUUUCUCAAAAGAUCUUGGCCUGUCUGCCAAGUCUCAGCUCCGCAUACUCCACGCAUAAAUCAUCAUCCAUGUGGUACCACCGGAAAUAGGAGUUCAUACUAGACUCCCAAUCUAUGAAGUCCUUGGACUCACAGGAGCCAUCAAAGACUGCCACAUUGGCUCGUACACUUUUCAGUAUGCGGGCCCUGUGAUCCUCACGUCGCCUAUCCCGAUCAUCCAAUCGAUCGGCCCUAUGGUCACCACUAAAGUCACGGUGGGGAGGACUUGAGUAACGCCCUUGAUUGUAGUAACGAUCUUGGUGGGCAUCCUAGGGUGCUCAGUGAAAGUUCGGAGCACGCUGGUAGUUGCGGUAGGAAUCAUUGCGAUCUCGUGGCUGACACUCUGCUUGCUGAUCGAGCUCCUCUCGUCAGGAAGGGUCAGCUCUGUAACUUGGAAGGUCUCUCUUGUCGUGUCCUUGGUCGCGUCUGUGGGGUCAAUAGUCCUCGUAGUGGGGUCGGGUGGCGGUGGUGGUGGACGUGGGAGAUCGUCCUUACGAGCAAGGUAGACCGGCUCGUGGUGAUCAUAAGUAUCUUGUGGCCAACGACCGCCCAAUCAAUCGUGGCCAUCGUCGUGAUGUGGUGCGUUGCAGUGACGAAGAUUUCCUCGACGAUGAUCGUGAUCGAGGUACUGGUGAUCAUAUGGAUCACUAUUGGGGCUCAUAGGCCGGCGGGGCUCGCGAUGCUCUUGAUAUGCCUAUGUAAUAGGGGGUGCGGUCAGUGGUGCGACCGGAUACGCAACCAGCAGUGGAGCCGGUGGCGGUGGGCCAUGAGCUGCGGCUACAAAGGUAGCUCGCUCCAGAUGUUCAAUAGCCUAGGUCAUGCUACACAUGACAUCAUCUGGAAGGGAGCGCGCUCCAUCCCUCGAAGGGUACCGGGGCGAAGGUUGCCAUCGGCCACCUCUACCACGACCCCUAGUACUCUUCGGUGGAUAGUAGGGCACGGAUUCCUUCCCAGCUCGGCGGCUCAUAGCCGCAGGCGGCUGGGACCGCCCUGAUGCCUCUCCGGCCGACAUAGCGCUCAGAGUCUCCCGGGGUCGGGAGGGGUCUGGUACCAAAUCCGUCGAUCUCGACGAAGAUGGUGGACUCGUGUCCACUCUAGCUACUCAGAGAGUAGCGGGAUCUAAGGCUUCAUACGAGUGCCGUGAUGAUGGUUGACGUGACUUAGUCGUUGUAUAUUAAAUCACGCAAAUAUAAAAUUUAUAAAACUAGAAAAUACGAAUUUUCAGAUAUUUAGAAGUAUUUCUGAAGAAAUAUAUCAAUUAUAAUUCAAUAAAACUUCCAAAAAUAGUAGUAAUUUUCCAAGUCGAUCACAAGGAUUUAAUAUAAUAUAUGGUAAUUAUUCAGAAUUUUUCUCAAUGAAUACGAUUUUCUAUGAAUUGUAUACUAGGAAAUGAAAAGGAAAUAUAUUUAAAAUUCACGAAAAAGGGAAAUAAGGGUGCGGACGUCAGGAUGACGUCAGCGCCCGGCGAACGCGAAUCGGGCAGAAAUAGAGUUCCGCUCGGCAAUUCUUACGUAAGCGAUUAUAGAUGAUUUAAUUAAUCAAAUUAAGAUCUAUAAAAGCUGGAAGAAUCGUAAUAGAACAAAGUAUAUUUUGGUAAAUUAAAAUCACAAAAAAUAUCACUAAAUGAAGUGUAAAGUAAGUUGGAAGUAGGAAAACAGAGUUCCGGCAUCACGACGGCAAUGCGUCGGCGAUGCACCGGAAUUCUGAGUGUUCGGGAGGAUUGUCGUGCAGUGUCCACGGCCUCGAAGGCUCUCCUUAGACAAGGACGACGUGGGCAAUCUCAAGAUCUUCUCGUAAAGUCUAGAGAUUAAUGAAAUGGGUCGUUGAGUCGUCUCCGGCGGCUGUCACCCGGCAGAGCGGAAAAACGGCGACUUUGCGGCUCUCCUGCGGCUGUCACCCGACGGAAAGGAGCUGGAUGGAGGUGGGGCGCAUGUCAGGGAGCUUCAUCCUCAAGUCCGCGCAGCAAGAGGAGGCUCUUCAUCGCAUCUGGUACGCUCUCAGGAGGUGGCGACUCGUCUCCCGGCAGAUCGUCCUCUUCCCGACGACGGCUUGUUCGUCGAUCAAUCAGAGAUGAUUUACUCGAUGGAUUCGCGAUCCUUUUAUUGCGAAUCGUUCAGCAAUUUUAGUAGCAAUGCUCCGUGAAUCGCAUUGACGAGAUUUUCGCCGAUGAUCUAGCGAUUCUGGUUGCUUAAUCCUUCACCAGCGAUCUGCAGGAAACUCGCGAUAAUCAGAUAAAAAGAUAUGAAUUUUGACUCUAGGAGGAUUCGAACCCGUGCCGGUUGUCCGCCCCUUUUGAGGAAGGUGUGACGUGGGUUUAGUCCCACAUCGGUUGUGCGCCGAUUUUUCAGGCGAAUAAAUAGUAAUGUUAGCUUUUUAAGCAAAGUCCCUUCUCUCGUGUGUACGACCACUCCUUGCCCCACAGCUGGUUAGCCACCGGUGACGUGGAAGGGGAGUGGCGCACAUGUGCCCCUAUCGGUCCAAGCCGCUCGAGCCCCUACUCGCGGCUACUCCCCGACUGAGCUUCCGACCCGCUUGCGGGCCCGGCUAGCCGGCGGGUCCCCCCAUUUUGCAAUAUUUUAG
Molecule: messenger RNA, 14016 nt
Organism: Spirodela intermedia
Lineage: Eukaryota; Viridiplantae; Streptophyta; Magnoliopsida; Alismatales; Araceae
Source: the annotation of a GenBank genome assembly